Messenger RNA from Alternaria rosae, 1451 nucleotides. RefSeq lists its product as uncharacterized. Lineage: Eukaryota; Fungi; Ascomycota; Dothideomycetes; Pleosporales; Pleosporaceae. The record is from RefSeq and is a predicted model, not a curated record. The transcript is spliced from 2 exons. Bases 234 to 1433 code for a protein of 399 amino acids.
GCAAGUUGCAAUCUCACUCUAGUCACUCCUCUCCAGUAUCACAAAGUAGAUUUUCUUCCUCAAGCAAUGCCACCAGGGCGAAGACUCAAUGAAAAAAGAAGGGCUCCUAUUGAUCCACACCACCUGGAUGAAGUUCGAAUGAUUAAACAAGGUUCUCAGCAAGCUGAAGCUUGUGAGAUCAUAGCCGCGUCGGUUGUCGAUAUUGCCGGUGGGUGUUGUUGGUCGGUAUAUUCAUGUCGUCCAUCACAUUCGCCUACCUCAGUGAGAAGAGCGGCCCAUCGUUCACCAGUACAGAAAAGAGCGUACGCGAUUCAGCUGCAGCGAGCUUUAAGUUGUUCGUCGGAGCCACAGUCAAGGCUGGCAUAGUCACGGAGCCCACGUCGCUUUCUGUAUCGUCGCUGAAGGCGAGCGUCGUAUGGUACACAACACUGAAGGAGGACGGUGACUUUCUGCGACUCCUCGGGAGGGGUGUAGAGGAUGCUCAGCUUGUGCUGAUGCUGGCUCUAUUACCCAACCUGGAGGUCCUCCGUAUCGAUGGACUGAGCCCCUUUCCGCUCCUUGAUCGGUAUCAAUUCCUCUCUUGUUCGAGCACAGCGCUUCAGAAGCUGUCGGCGCUACAGAUCAACGGCUCAAACACAAACUCGAAAGAGCCAGUUGUCAAGAACAGUUUACAGUUUCUCGAUAUUACACCAAACUCGAUGAAGAUCUACCUUAUUGCCAUUGCCGCCGGUGGCCAUAAAUUCACAACCAAAGCGCUUCCUUCGACCAAACUCGAGCAUGUCCUCUUUCUCGGGUGUGGAAUUAACGUUCGCCUCUUGCGUAAGAUCAUGCUCGGUCAGAAGCUGCAUAGUAUAGCCUACCGGCCUGGUCCAGCCCAGGUCAGUGAAAUUACAGGAUCCGAAAUCUCGGUACUAGACCUUUUGGCUUCAUUCGCGCAUUCCAAGCUUUCCCUGAAGACUUUGACGCUCUUCUCUGCUGGGGUGAACUGUGGGAAAACUUCCCUCAAGAUUUUUGAGAACCUUGAAACAUUGGGAGUGCCUCUUGGGGAUGUCCUGGACAUCCCAUACGAUGAGGUAGAGCCUGAGAACAUCUACGCGCGCCUCAAAGGCCAGCUUCCUGCUACUCUGAAUCACAUCAUCCUCCGCUAUAUGAACAACAACCUUCAGAACAAAAUCGUCAUAGAGCAAUUGGCUGUGUUGAAGAUGCAAGGCAUGUUGCCGCGGCUCGACCAAGCAACCUUCAACUUCACUACCGCUGUGCCUACGUCAUACAUCUCCGCGGCGGUCGUCAACAUCGGUGGUCCUACAGCGGAAGUUACCGCAUGUUCUUCUUGGGAUUAUCUGCCAAAAAUGGAGACGAGAAUCCAGGAAGAUUUCGGCAAGCUGUACAAGGACGCAGGCAUCUGCAUGGUGGUACAACAGACAGACUGGUAGGAAGCUGGCUGGUCCGAG